AUGCACGCGUCAUUGCUCGGCCAGCAUGCUAACCAACGCUCGCUCUGUGCUCACGCCACCUGUCCUUCUGAACUGCCUAGAUUUUCCACUCGCGUCUUGAGUCUUGUGUUGCCUUGCUUCUCGGCCCGAUCCCCGACGACACACACCGCUGCCAUAUAUCAUUGUGACAACUGCGCAGCCGCCGCCGGCAAGAAUACGGUGCGUAUCUACGUUGCAGCCGACUGCGCCGAGCGACAUCUGUCGUCCCGUGAGAGGAUCAUAGGGUUGAGCUCUCCCCUGGGCACUAUUGGAUACUUGGCGCACUCGAGGGGUGCUCAAGGUGCUGUUGAACUCUGCACCCAGCGCCGGCCGGUGCCGCGAGAAAGGGGUUGGCGGUGCGGCGUGUGCCACCGGGUCGGCCAUUGUUCCAGCCGCAAUUAA
Molecule: messenger RNA, 420 nt
Organism: Priapulus caudatus
Lineage: Eukaryota; Metazoa; Priapulida; Priapulimorpha; Priapulimorphida; Priapulidae
Exons: 4
Coding region: 1-420 (139 amino acids)
Source: RefSeq, a predicted model, not a curated record